Salvia miltiorrhiza (redroot sage) is the source of this 689-nucleotide messenger RNA. RefSeq lists its product as uncharacterized. The transcript is spliced from 2 exons. NCBI's taxonomy places the organism in Eukaryota, Viridiplantae, Streptophyta, Magnoliopsida, Lamiales, Lamiaceae. The coding region runs from base 96 to 404 and encodes 102 amino acids. The record is from RefSeq and is a predicted model, not a curated record.
AGUAUCUUCUCAAUAGGCGAGAUAAUCGCAAGUAGAAUUGUAGAAGAACGCUGAGUAAAGGGUUUAAGCGCUAAAACCUCUCAACGAAAGCUCCAAUGGCGUCGUCUGGCAGAUUCGCCGCCAUAAUCGGUAGGAGGUCUCUGCGCAUUCGCCCUAAUUCAAGCCCCAAAUCAUUCGACUCAAAUCACAUAUCCGUCCCCGCAUUCUCUUCUUCGACCAACCAAUUCACUGGUGCUGCUUCAAGGUUUGCUCCAGUGUUGAGAAGCUUGGUGACAAUGCUGCCGCUCCAUAGCACGAUUGCAGCUGCUCGAUUGAAGUCUAAUAUCGCCAUUGAUACAACCUGCUGGAGUUGGCUUUCUCAAGGUUGGGUUUAUCUAUUUGUAGUGCAUCUCUCAACUGGUUAAUUGUGUUAGAAUAAACUUUAACUGGUAAAGUUUGAUCGAUUUAGUUUUUCAUAUUGUUGAUUUAGUAUAGCUGCUGUCACUGUUGUUUGGAAGUUGAUUCAUGUUACAGUGUGCUACUUUGUCUGAUAGUUUUGUUAAACGUAAAUAGGUUCUUGUAUUGCUUAGACAGUAGAAUGAAUUGUGUCGACUUCAAUGGAAGUAAACUGAACAAUUGUUUUAUGUAAGUUGAAUUAUAAUCUCAAAUUCCAUAUGACUUCAGUGGAAAUAAAUUGAGCAGUUAAUACU